Cryphonectria parasitica EP155 is the source of this 710-nucleotide messenger RNA. RefSeq lists its product as uncharacterized. The transcript has a single exon. Lineage: Eukaryota; Fungi; Ascomycota; Sordariomycetes; Diaporthales; Cryphonectriaceae. The record is from RefSeq and is a predicted model, not a curated record. The coding region runs from base 136 to 387 and encodes 83 amino acids.
CAUGGUGAUGAUCUGCUGAUGACGGAGCGAAUCUGUCGCAAAGAAAAUCGAAAUUCGUAAGAGUCGUAUCAUGGACAUGGGCCGCCGGAUGUGACAUUCGACGCCUUUGACAAAGAAAAAACUGUAAAAGAGGAAAUGUUGCUGGUGCGCGGGGGUUGGAAAGACCAAAUGCAAUGGGCCUCUUGGGCAUCGGAUCCAAGAAGCUCCAGAAAAAUGCCGAACGUUGAUGCGAUGCAAUUCUAUGCCAAUGCGUCUGAUGCCGGAAAGAAUGAGACCUAUGUUUUCUCGAGUAGAUGGCAGACAGCCCGCAACGGGCCAUCGAAGCAAACGUCUGUCGAGACCGCGAGGCGAGAGACUUGGAUGUUGCAAUUAAAGAUGUGGAUGUAGAGUGGCGGCGGGGCAUGGUCCAAGGUGUCCGGGUGAAUACAGAAAUCUGAGGCUGCUGGGUUGGUCUACAGCGGGUAUCAAAAAGCGAGAGACCACAUGGCUGGCGAAGACGUAGUUCUAAGUGGUGAAGGCCCAGGAGCGAGAUGAAGGCUUGGAUGAUCAGGCCGCGCUCAAUGGGUGCCUUCUCAGUCGAGUCAAGACCUGCCCAGUGUUCAUCCUGUCAGUCGCGCUGAUGUCCCCAAGAGGCAGUCUACAACGCUGAUCGGAGACUCGACAAACACUUGGCCAGUGUCAGAGGGUGGGAAGCGGUAUCAGUACGAAGC